AUGGUCAACGUUCCGAAAACCCGCCGGACGUUCUGCAAGUCCAAGGACUGCCACAAGCACACCCAGCACAAGGUUACCCAGUACAAGGCUGGCAAGGCCUCGCUGUACGCCCAGGGUAAGCGUCGUUACGACCGGAAGCAGAGCGGUUAUGGUGGUCAGACCAAGCCUAUCUUCCACAAGAAGGCCAAGACUACCAAGAAGAUCGUCUUGCGUCUUGAGUGCACGCAGUGCAAGACCAAGAAGCAGCUCUCUCUGAAGAGAUGCAAGCACUUCGAGUUGGGUGGUGACAAGAAGACCAAGGGUGCUGCUCUUGUCUUCUAA
Aspergillus chevalieri is the source of this 321-nucleotide messenger RNA. RefSeq names its product 60S ribosomal protein eL42 (gene RPL44). The transcript has 4 exons. Gene Ontology annotation, biological process: translation. NCBI's taxonomy places the organism in Eukaryota, Fungi, Ascomycota, Eurotiomycetes, Eurotiales, Aspergillaceae. The record is from RefSeq and is a predicted model, not a curated record. Gene Ontology annotation, molecular function: structural constituent of ribosome. Bases 1 to 321 code for a protein of 106 amino acids. Gene Ontology annotation, cellular component: cytosolic large ribosomal subunit; ribosome.